UAUAUAACAUACAGCAUAGUCGGAGCCACAGCCACACUCUUUAACACGCUAAAAUAGUCCAGUGUGUUAUUAAAUGAAUCUCAGCAACCAGUCACAUCUGAAUCGGAUCUCCGUCUGCAUACAUGUGAGUUUGGUGGCAAUUUUAGCACAGUAUUUGUGCUGGGUCAUGGGCAUUAAAAAGCACGAUUGGCAUGCAUAGAGAGCAAAGUUAUUGUUGUGUUAACUAGCUGACUAGCAAUAGCUAACUAGCUAUAGUUAACUACGUUACCUUACAAUGCGCUAGAAGCCUCUUUAUUUACUGCUUCCUGCCAUUGUCAGUCUUUUUUUACAUUAUCACUUUAUAACAAGCUGGUAUAAACAGCUGGUAUUGCUAUCCUGAAGUAUAAUCCUGUGCUUUUGUUACUAUUAUUGCCUUACAGUUCUGAAUUAUAUUGGCUCAACGUUGUAUGCUUACUAAUGGUGGUUUUCCAGUUUGCCAAAUGUCGCCCUGAAACAUAAAGCUUAUUACGCUUCUGACAGAGACUAAAGGAGCCUGCAGAAUGGAUGACCUCAGUCAGUUCCUGAGAGAAAGAAAGGUUCCUGAGGAAACAAUAUGGACAAUGGAGCAGGAAAAGAUUGAUAGAAGCACUAUAGUGUUGAUGACCGAUGAGCAGCUGAAGACUUAUUUACCAUCAUAUGGUGAUCGUCUAGCAGUAAUGGGAUUUUGUAGGCGAAGUGAAGGUAACCACAAUGAAACUCGGAAAUCAAGGCUUUUUGAUCGGCUGAGAAACAGAUUAUCCAGAAGAAAACUUUCCAAUGAUGGAGAUCAGAAUACAGAGCACAGUGGUCAACCCUCUCAAAAAAGGAAUGCUCUGAAGACCAUGAGAAAAGUAGAAAUAGGAUGGAUGACCUAUGAUAACGAAAAUCAAAAUUUCAGGCAGGUGAGGACAAAGCGUGGAGGUGGAACAAGAAAAGUUGAAGUUUCAAAGGAAGCACAGAAGAAAGAUUUGAUAGAGCAAGCGGUCAAUCUCUUCUUUCCAGAUGGGAAAAGUCUUCUGGGGCCCAUAACAGAUUUUGAGCUUGAUCUCAAGGAUUACCAAGAGUUGACAUUUGAUGGCAUAACCACAGUUGGACAACUGUACAGUGACACAAAACUCUCUCUUCUGCGGUUUUACCUGACCACAAAGCAAAAAAGAAGUGACACUCCAAACAGUCAGAGCACAGAUUUGGCUCCUGCUUUGGAGAAACCAGAAAGCUCUCAGAAUUCCUCUUCUGCUUCUUCUUUUUAUGUUGCUUCAGCCUCAUCAGCAAGUGUUGAAACAGUCAGCUCAGAAGUGAUAUUUUUUGCAAGCACUGUCAAUGAUGGGGGUUUUUCACUGUAUUCGACUGAGGAUGUGUGCAGUGUCAUUGAAGAUGUUUCAGAGGAGAGCAACAUUGUUUUUAUGGGAGACCUCUCUGAACAUGAGCAUCAGAAUCUGGAUGAGACACUGCCUGUUUCACUACAAAAUAUGCCAUCCAGUGAGAGAACAAAGAGAAUAUUGGUUGUCCACAGAGGACAGGUUCUGCCAGAGCUCAUACAACAUUUCUGUGAAGAUGGAAUUCAAGAUGUUGAUGUCAGAAUCCAGCUUGUACUUCCAAAUGGAGCACUUGAGAAGGCAUAUGAUGAUGGGGGAGUUGUGAGAGAUUGUCUCUCAGAAUUCUGGAAUGAGUUCUAUGACCAAUGUACUAUGGGAAAUAUAUUUAGAGUUCCUUUCCUUCGUCAUGAUUAUGGACAGCAGCACUGGGAGAGUGUAGGGCGAAUAAUUGAAUAUGGAUGGGCAAGGGAGAAGUAUCUUCCUGUGAAGAUUGCACCAGUUGUGUUAGAACAGGCUGCCUUUGGAUGUGUGAAGAGCGAUGUAGUGGAUAAUUUCCUCAAAUACAUGUCUGAAUCAGAGCGUGCAGUGUUGGAAACAUGGCGAUCAGAUUUUAACAGCACUGACCAAGAAGAAUUGAUUGAGAUCUUGGAUAACCACAGCUGCAGGAGAGCACCAACAGCGAGCAAUGUAAACGAAAUCCUCCAAGAACUUGCACACAAAACACUAAUCCAGGAACCUGCCUACGUAAUAAAACAGUGGGCAAAAAUUCUCAGUCCAGUUCGGCAUAACUUUGAAGACCUCCUAACAGUAUAUGGCACCUUGCAGCCAACUGGGAGAAAGAUUUUGAAGUCACUUGCCUUCCCAGACACAAUGGAUGACCGCCAGAAAGAGAUUCAGAGGCACCUUACCAUCUACUUGAGGAAUGCUGAUCCCCAUCAUCUGUGCUUGUUCCUCCGAUUCUGCACAGGUUCUGAUCUGUUUCUGGGGAAGACGAUCACCAUUGAUUUCACACAAAUUCAAGGAUUCCAGAGGAGACCUGUGGCACACACAUGUGGUUGUGUACUGGAACUGUCAGAACAUUACGACAGCUACCCAGACUUCAGCUCUGAGAUGAAUAAAGUCUUGGAAUCUAAAAUAGUCCACAAAAUUACAGUGUUUUCUAUAAUACUGCCAUCAGUGUUUUUGUGGGGAGGGCAGUUUGUCCUUUAA
Messenger RNA from Astyanax mexicanus (Mexican tetra), 2543 nucleotides. RefSeq lists its product as uncharacterized. NCBI's taxonomy places the organism in Eukaryota, Metazoa, Chordata, Actinopteri, Characiformes, Acestrorhamphidae. The transcript is spliced from 3 exons. The coding region runs from base 540 to 2543 and encodes 667 amino acids. Gene Ontology annotation, molecular function: ubiquitin-protein transferase activity. The record is from RefSeq and is a predicted model, not a curated record.